AUGCCUCGAAUGAAGAAGAAAACAAAACAAACUAAGCAAAAUGAUUCGGCUGGAGCAGCUAAAUCCAGAAAGGAAAAGGCUCGAUUGCGAAUGCAAAAGUUAAGGUCAACUGAGACACCCAAAGAACAGACAAGGAGAAGAAAAAUAGACGCAAAACUUAAAGCCAAUAUCAGAUCUUGCGAGACUCCUGAUCAGGCGUUACAUCGCCGAAUAAAAAACACCCAACGAAUGGCCAUAAAAAGGGUUCGAGCAACUUCAAUUAAGAGUACACAAUUGAAAGUGCUGAAAGCACAGUCCAUAGUGCGACGGUGUUACUCUGUAAAAGAGAAACAGCGCCACUCGACUGUUAGGAUACUUCGCUCUCUUCGGGGUACAAACACAGCACAUUUCCGGACAAUGCCUCACCGCCCUCAGAUAAGGGAACAGUCUGAAGCUUUGGAGCAGUUGUUCGAAGAGACGAUGCUCUCUGUGGAUUGGCAGACAUGUUUCCAAUGUCAAAGGUCUGUCCUUAGCCAUAGGAAAAAACGCUGUGGGAAGCGUUGUAGCCAGUUUUCAGCUGUCAAUGACAUGGACCCGGGGCCAGUUCCGGAUGAACUGACUGGCUUGACUUAUCUUGAGCAGCAGCUGAUUGCGAGAGUGCAUCCUGUUGUCAGUGUCUACCGGAUCAAGGGACACCAACUAGGCUACAGCGGCAACGUCAUCAACUUCCCACAAGCGGUUGAGGAGUUUGCGGCAGUUCUGCCUCACCGUAUCACCAGCUUGUCUGCUGUGAUUGUUGUGCGGAUGAGGAACAGUGCCACUGACUACGUGGACUUCCAUGUUAGGGCCAGUAAGGUCAAGAAAGCCCUUAUGUGGCUCAAGCAGAAUAACCGAUAUUAUUUUGAUAUCACAAUAUCUGAUGAGAACAUGGCGUUACUGCCUGAGGAUGGGGACGCUUCAGCAUUUCUGCCUUCAUUUUUUGAUGCAUCAGAAGGGGAGUCAGAAAAUCAGGAUGCUUUGGAAAAUGAGGUAAUAGAAACUAGCGUUCCCAGUAUGACGACACCUCACCAGGAUGCCCAAGUUGCGGCUGUUCUGGAUUGGCCUCCCAUCGGCAGUAACCCAAUUGAGGAAUUCAGGACUCCGGGCUACAUUACACAAGCAUUUCCAGCAUUGUUCCCGACUGGAAAUGCAGAUUUAUCUAAUCCUCGAGAGAGUAAGAUUUCCCCAACUGAGUACUUCAAGCACCUCAUGCUCUUUCAUGACCACCGAUUUGCCAAUGAUCCUCGGUUCAGGUUUUUUGCCCUUAACUCGGAAAUGAGGUGGAGCGCCCUUAGAUCUGGCAAUUUGUUUGUACGGCGGCAUGAGGAGUUGAUUGGGAAAUCAAUCAAAGAUCUAAAAGAAAUGAUGAAGCGAGAUCCAUCCAUCGUGAAAAAAAUUAUGUUUUAUGCAAACAAGCUAAGAGGUACUCGGCCCUACUGGCGAGCUCGGCUGGGUGAGCUUCUCGACAUGGAAGCACAGCUUGGCCUGCCCACAGUGUUUUUAACACUGAGUGCCGCUGACCUUCACUGGCCAGAUAUUUCUCGAAUUUUUGGCAAUGUUGAGGCAACUGAUCUUGAAAGACGUCGACUUGUGGCAGAUAACCCACUUACGCCAAGUUGGUUCUUUUACGAAAGAACAGAAUUCUUUCUCGACCAAAUUCUCUCGAGGCAGCUUGGUGUGAAGGACUUCUGGCGACGAUACGAGUGGCAGCAUCGCGGAAGCCCACACAUCCACAUGCUUCUGUGGCUGAAGGAUGCGCCCGAUGUCACUCGACUAUCACAGAUGACAGAGGAGGAAUUAAAUCAGGUUGUUGGGUAUUUCGACAACCUGAUUUGUACCAUGAAUCCGGGGCUCAACACUCCACUUGCAGAAAUACAUCCAUGUCGGAAACGGUUGUUGGAAGUGGAAGACCGGCAAGUGGAUCUCUCAGAAUUGGUGAAUAAAGUACAGCGACACACCCGCUGCUCUACCAGUUAUUGUCUCCGAAAAAAUAAAAGGACAAACCAAUUAGAAUGCCGGUACAAAUUCCCAUUUGACCUCAGUGACAUAACCCACGUUUACACCAAUGAGAAGGGAGUCAUGGAACUUGUAACUAAGAGAAAUGACGCCCUUCUUAAUAAAUAUAACCCGUGGACGUUGCAGUUGUGGCGAGCCAACAUGGACAUCACGGCUGUCAUGUCCAAAGAUGCCUUCCUCAACUAUAUGGCAAAAUAUGCCAGUAAAUCGGAGGUCAAAUCUAAAACAAUGGCAGAAAUGUUUGAGAACAUUCUAACUAAAGUAGAUGACACUGAGCCCGCAAGGAAGGCUGUACAGAAGCUAUUGGUGCAAACUUGUAGCGAGAGAGACUUCUCAAGCCAAGAAGUUCUCCAUCUAACAACUGGGAAAAAACUAUUUUCUGCAUCAAGGGCUUUUGUAAAACUGAAUUUCGGAGGAGGAGAGUGGAUCCCUGCUAGAGUACAUCAAGAGCCGACAAGUGAACAUGUAGAUGAACACGUUAACACCUCUCUCAUAGAAAAGUACAUCAAACGUCCUCUGGAGUUAGAGAAUGUUUCACUAUGGGAUGUGGCAAGUUUAUUUGUUCCAAAGAGGCAAGGAGCGUGGACUCGUCGUCGUGCCCCAGCUAUUGUUAGCGUCUUCCCUCGAAGGAAGAUAACCUCUGAUCCUUCAUUGAGGGAGGCCUUCUUUCGACAGGAAGUGCUCCUUAAGGUCCCUUGGCGAGAUGAAAAUGUAGCAAAAGGUACUUUUCAGUCAUGGGAAGAAGCAUACAAUUUCCUCCAAGUUCAAGGAAAUCCAUCUCUGGAUAUUCCAAUUCCUGAUGACGACUAUGAAGAAAUUCCAGCGUCGCAGGAGGCAAUUCCUGGAGACGAAUGGAUUGCUGUAUCAAAAAAAAUGCCGAACGGAGGUGUUGAUCAAGUAGAGCCUGGGAGGCGCGAAAUUGAUGUUCAAUACAACUGGAACGCCUCAUCAGCAAUAUUUGAUGAUCCGGCUCUUCUCAGGAAGCAUUUGGAAUCCUGCAAACGACUUGACAUCGAAGUUCCGGAACAACAGUCCACUUCCAUAGAAUUGAAUGCAGAGCAGCGCCAGGUUUUGGCCAUUCUUGAUAGCCAAAUAAGUGCAGAGCUGCAUGGAUCCCCUAAUGAUGCCAUUCAGUUGGUUAUCAUACAAGGGAAAGCCGGGUGUGGCAAAAGUACAGUGAUUAAGACUAUGACAUCUCGCCUGAAAGAAACUCCUGGCCUGGGUAGUGCUAGCUAUCUGUUGCUCGCCCCCACAGGGUCUGCUGCCCUAAACAUCAACGGCAACACAAUUCACGCUGCUUUGAGCAUACCAGUCAGGACGUCAGGUUACAGACCUCUUGAGGGAGCUGCCAAGAAGAGAUUCCUUGAAGACAUGGAUAAGAUCCGUUUCAUCAUCAUCGAUGAGUAUUCGAUGAUAGGACUUUCACUUUUUGGGAUGAUAGAGCAAAGAUGUGCAGAAUCCAAGCCUCAGUGUAACUCUCAGAUUUUUGGAGGGAUUCGUAUCUACCUCAUAGGAGACAUCAGACAGCUACCCCCAGUUGCAAGCAAACCACUCUAUUCCCCAUCAGCGAAGAGUGAACUUGAAAUAAAAGGAGCAUUUGCUGUGUCUCAGUUCCAACAUGCUGUUGUCUUGACUCAGUCAAUGAGACAGACUGAUAACACCUUUAGGCAAGCCCUUGACGAGGUUGCCAGGGGUCGUUGCACGGUCGCAACAUAUGCAGUUUUCAGUAACCGCUUUUAUAUCAACUUGACAGAAGAAGAACGACGAAACUUCAACGAUGCCAUUCACAUAUUUUCCCUGAGAAUGACGGCUAAAGCUUUCAACCUAAACCGACUACUAGGCCUGCAUUCCCCAGUAGCUCGCAUCCCUGCUAAACACAACAACUUGGUGGCAAGUCAGGGAACUAGCGAUGACGCUGGAGGUCUCCAGAAGGUGAUCUACCUCGCGGAAGGAGCUUUAGUUGUGCUCAAGGCCAACUUGUGGGUGGCUUCUGGGCUCGUCAACGGCGCCAUCGGCGAAGUCGUGGCAAUUGUAUAUGAGUCUGGAAAAUCCACCCCAAAUGAUCUACCAAUAGCUGUCAUGGUGAAUUUCGCCAAUUAUUCUGGACCGAGGAUGCAGCGAGAUACAUUUCCGAUCUCUCCGAUAAUAAGAUCAUGGAAGAAAGGAAAUGCAACUUGCACAAGAGAGCAGAUUCCUUUGGAUUUGGCAUGGGCAUGCACAGUCCACCAAUCUCAAGGCCAAACAUACGACCGGGUUGUCGUGGACUUGGGGCGUACAGAGUUCACGAUCGGUCUCUCCUACGUUGCUCUCUCUCGCUGCAAGACGUUGGAUGGAUUGGCAAUCAAUCCACCAUUUAUCAGAAAGCGACUGGAUGAUUUGCAUCAUAAGAAUUCUUUGAAGGACAAACUGCAAGCAGAGGGUAACAUCAUGAAGAUGGCUCAGGGUUUGCCCUUUCGGUUGUCAUCAUUUAUACCUGUGAGGUGUCCACAACCACCUGCACCUGCUCCAUCCCCACCAUCUUUACCUGCUCCACAACCACCACCUGCACCUGCUCCACCACCACCACCUGCACCUGCUCCACCACCACCACCUGUACCUGCUCCACCACCACCACCUGCACCUGCUCCACCACCACCACCUGCACCUGCUCCAUCCCCACUUCACCGACCCAAGACUCCUGCUCCACCACAACCUUCUGCACUGCGGGAAGAGACAGUCAGAGUACACGAGGGAAUUGUGACCGUUGUCGUGAUGCCCGGCGACGGUCAUUGCCUUUUCUCGGCUGUCCUUCACCAGCUUGGACUCUCUUCCCCCAUUAACCCCAAUCAUAUGGAAUUCGUCAAAAAUUUACGAAAAAGGGUUGUGGAGUAUAUUCGUCAGCAGGACUUGCAUUCCGGCCUUUGGCGCGCACAGCUGGAGGACUCUAUAAGUGCCAACUUGACGAAAUAUCCAGCAGUGCGAAAUGGAGUUAUUGUUCCUUGGGAGGAAAGGUUGAAUUGCUUCCUGGAAAAUCUUUCUGUGGACGAGUGGGGUGGCACCGAAACCAUUGUGACCAUCGCUCAAUUGCACAAUAUAACACUUACAACAUAUUUCGAAGACGGUGGUGAUGGUUUUCGGUGUCAAAGGAUCAUCUCAGGGGGGGAGAGUGAUAGGGAAAUUGCUAUAGUGUACCGGCUCGCAGCUGUUAGGGGAUGUGCUGGCCCUGUGAGUCGAGUGCACUAUGACAGUUUAAUUUGUUUUAAUUAA
This is a messenger RNA of Macrosteles quadrilineatus (aster leafhopper), 5280 nucleotides long. RefSeq lists its product as uncharacterized. Gene Ontology annotation, molecular function: DNA helicase activity. The transcript has 19 exons. The record is from RefSeq and is a predicted model, not a curated record. The coding region runs from base 1 to 5280 and encodes 1759 amino acids. Gene Ontology annotation, biological process: telomere maintenance; DNA repair. Lineage: Eukaryota; Metazoa; Arthropoda; Insecta; Hemiptera; Cicadellidae.